AUGGCGCGCAACAUCUUGAUGCGCCAUCUGCCCUUCUCGGAGUCCACAACCACGGCGCAGGCUAUUAGCUACCUUCUCGGGGUUGCGCUCUUCUCUAUAUCCUUCCUGGUCUUCCUAAACAGCAGUAUUUCUUUUGUCAUCACCGAUCUGAUAGGUGUUCAUGAUGGCGUGGGCGAUAUUGUCGGCACUCUCGGGUUCGUCGACGAGCUGGUGGCCUUGAUCGCCUGUCCUCUCUGGGGCUUGAUCUCGGAUCGCCUUGGUGUUCGCUUCGUGGCUAUGGUCGGAUAUGCCGUCAUCGGCCUCUCUCUGUUUCUCUUCGUCCAGGCGUCGAAUGUUUACCCCCAGCUGCUCCUGGCGAGGAUUCUCUUUGCCAUUGGCGCCACUGCUACGGCCACGAUGGUCACGGCGACCCUUCCCUGCCUGACCGACGACUCUGAUUCCUCGGACCCCGAAACGGAACAGCCCACUCUCGUCCCUGGCCACAAUGGUAGCGAUGACGCACGGGAAAAGCCUUCCAUCCUCGCCGGCUAUGUUGGCCUCUUCACCGGCCUCGGCGCCCUCGUCUCUCUGGUCGUCUUCCUGCCUCUGCCCAGCCAGUUCAGCAAGAUCGAGGGUGUCGAGAUCGGCGAAGCCGUCCAGUAUUCUUACUACGUCGUCGGCGCGGUCGCGAUUCUUGUUGCGUCCUUUGUGUACAUCGGGCUGCGGAAGCUCAAGGGCGAGGAAGGCAAAGGUUUCCGGACGUUGUUCGGUCUGAAGAAGAGACGGCUGGCUGACGGGUCUGAGGCGCCGAGGCGGAGCUUCCUGCCGUACCGACAGCUCCUCCGUGACGCUAUCGUGCUCGGGGUGACAGACUCCCAGAUCGGUCUCGGCUACCUGGGUGGUUUUGUCGCCCGUGCCUCGACUGUUGCCAUCUCGGCGUUUAUCCCUCUAUUUGUCAAGAUCUACUUCCUCGACCAUAUCUCUGACGGGGACCAGCGGAAGGCGUAUGUCUUGGCUUCCAUUCUGACCGGUGUGGCACAACUGUUUGCGCUGAUCUUUGCGCCUAUCUUCGGGUACCUGUCGAGACGCCGGGGACGCUUCGAUUACCCGGUCAUUGUGGCCACAAUCUUUGGCAUCGUUGGCUAUAUCAUUUUCCCACACCUGGCCAGUCCCGAGGUCAAAAACGUUGAUGGCCGUGGCGGCUCACCGACUGUGUUUGUUCUUGUUGCGCUGAUCGGGAUCAGCCAGAUCGGUGCCAUUGUCUGCAGCCUGGGCUCUCUUGGCAAAGGCGUCUUGGCCGCCGACCCUCACAAGAAGGCCCAGCCUCCAGCAGACGAUCAGGUUGUUGACGGCGUGGAGGCCAACGAGGACACUUCCCUCCUCAACGAUGGGACCAAGCCGCAACCGAGGUGCACCCGGGUGCUGCUCAAGGGCACCAUCGCAGGGGUCUACUCGUGGUGCGGCGGUGCGGCGAUCUUGUUGCUGACAAAGUUGGGUGGAUUCCUCUUUGACACGUGGUCGCAUGGGGCGCCGUUCUACAUGAUGGCUCUGUUCAAUGCCAUCCUGCUCGUGGCCACGCUGGGAGUGAGUGUCGUGCGGCUGGCGAGGGAGCACAGGCACAAGCACACUUGAGGAUGGUCGGCAUAACAUGGAUGUACGAAGAAGAUUGGCUAGAUUGUAAGCGUUGGUGUGGAGUCUCUACUAUUUGCACCCUUCUUCAGGUUUUUUGGGAUCUCAUUGUACAUUUAUUAUGAAAAGGGCGGCUGCAGUCAUUCAAAGUUGGGCAGGCGAUGGAAACGUUCUUUAAGCUGGAACGCAUAGAUGGAUGUUUAGUUCCUUGAAGAGAGCUCUCUUUUCUUGGUAACCCACAAAGGCGUUUUGGUAGGCGAGGUAUCGACUGUGUCAACAUCG
Molecule: messenger RNA, 1890 nt
Organism: Cryphonectria parasitica EP155
Lineage: Eukaryota; Fungi; Ascomycota; Sordariomycetes; Diaporthales; Cryphonectriaceae
Exons: 3
Coding region: 1-1611 (536 amino acids)
Biological process (GO): transmembrane transport
Molecular function (GO): transmembrane transporter activity
Source: RefSeq, a predicted model, not a curated record